Molecule: messenger RNA, 508 nt
Organism: Dermacentor silvarum
Lineage: Eukaryota; Metazoa; Arthropoda; Arachnida; Ixodida; Ixodidae
Exons: 5
Coding region: 53-439 (128 amino acids)
Source: RefSeq, a predicted model, not a curated record
CCUCUUAUCUCUGUCAUUUCAGAAUGAUAACCUGUCUGUACCAUUUGAGAAUAUGACGCAAGCUGUGGAUGGCGAGAAAACGCUCGAGAAGCUGCUAGAGUUCGCCGGGAACAAGACUGUUUCAAAUAACUCUGUGUUCUAUUUUUUUACAAAUCGAAGUAUACUAAAGGAAAGCGGUAAACAACAUGAAACUGAUCAAGUACCAGUUGAACUUUUCGAAAUGAACACCAGGGGAACGUUCUGUAGUACGAACGCGAGUGCUGCAGUUGUGAACAUUCCAAAUGAAGCACUUGGUAUUGACUUCGCUGCCCGUGCGACGGCGUUUGUAUUCGGGUCAACAAGGUAUACGAGCUUUACUCCGAGCGAUCGGCGAUAUAUGAAUGAGACGUUCUUACGAUGCCACCAAGAGACAAAAGUUGAACAGCAGGCAGCAAGAUGAAAGAAUUGGUCACACGUUUCUUUCUGCUGGUCAUUUGAGGAAUAAAUAAACUAUUACAAGGCCUGGUUA